CGCCUUCUAGUCUAAUUGGCUUAGGACACCUGCCCGGAUAGCAGGAGGUGUGGGUUCGAUUCCCACGAAGGUCAUCUUUUUCAUCGUUCUGUCACAUAACAUCAGUGACACUGCUUGUCCCUUUCGUUCUAUACAUAUGAGAGCUAACAGUUAUGAAAUUGUUUUUCUAUCGAAGCAUAGGUAUGGACCACAUUUUGGAAUUAAAAAAAUAGCCAAAAUGGUGAAAUGCAAUACGUCGACUGUUAAAAAAUGGUUGGCUCGGUGGAAAAUUUAUAAAUAUCUUGGUGAUAAAACAAGAAGUGGUACUCCUCGAAUAACAACACAAGAAGAUGAUGAGUUUAUCGUUGACGCGACAUUUGAUGUCGAAGAACCAACUAAUGCUGGUCUUCGAUAUUGUACACCAUUAUCUAAACCACUUUUAACACAAAAACAUCAACAAGAUCGUUUACAAUGGGCAAAGCUGGUUCGAAAUCAAGAUUGGAAUAAUGUCAUAGCAACAGAUGAGACAACAUUUCGUUUAAAUACUAUCCGUCAUAUGCAUUGGCAAUUUCCAGGUAAUAGAACUGUUAGGAGAACAGUAAAAUUUCCAUUAAAGAUCAAUGUUUGGGGCUGUAUGACAGCAAAAGGAUUUGGAAAAAUUAUUUUGUUUAAGCAAAAUCUUCACAGUCAUUUCUUAUGCAAUGAAAUUUAUCAAAACGGACUCUUGCCAACAGCUAGAAACGUUUUCGGCCGUAGUAAAAACUGGUUAUUAAUGGAAGACAAGGACCCCAAACAUCGUUCAACGUUCUCAAGAGACUGGAAGGCACAACAUGAUAUAAAGCAGUUGCCAUGGGCAGCCUUCAGUCCCGAUAUGAACCCGAUGGAGAAUCUUUGGGCACUUUUAAAAAUAAAAGUAUCCAUGAGAAAACCAUCGAAUAUAAAAGAAUUAAUCAAGGCAAUAAAACAGGAAUGGAAUCUAUUACCAAAAGAACUUGCUGAAAAUCUAAUGUUUAGUAUGAAAUAUCGCAUCGAAAGUGUUAUUGAUGCAGCUGGUGACUACACGAUGUAUUAA
Molecule: messenger RNA, 1051 nt
Organism: Rotaria sp. Silwood2
Lineage: Eukaryota; Metazoa; Rotifera; Eurotatoria; Philodinida; Philodinidae
Source: the annotation of a GenBank genome assembly